Messenger RNA from Prorocentrum cordatum, 462 nucleotides. NCBI's taxonomy places the organism in Eukaryota, Dinophyceae, Prorocentrales, Prorocentraceae. The record is from the annotation of a GenBank genome assembly.
AUGACUCAGAAUACAGCACGGCAACUGCUGCAGGCUGCGAUAGCAACAGCAUGCAUACUCGCGCGAAUGGUCAUGCACAGCAGAGCUGUCAGGAUCAGCUGGAACUCCCUGCGGCAUGCAAGAACAACAAAAAAAACACAGAGCGGGGUGCGCCGGCGGAGCCCUGCGCGCCGCCGCGAGGGCCCCGGGCAGGCUGCGCCGCCCGGCGGGGGGGGGGGGAAAGAGAGAGGGGAGAGGCAGGCAGACGACGACGAACGCGCAGGGGCGGGAGGCCAGGGCCGGCAGGGCGGGCGGGCGGGCAGGCGGAAGGUGGGGCCGGGCGGAGGCAGCAGGCGGGGAGCAGGAGGAAAGGGAGGAGAGGCAGGGAAGAGGAGGAGCGGCAAGGAGGCAAGAGGCAAGGAAGAGAGGGAGAGGAGGGGAGGCAAGGAAGCAAGAGGAAAUGGAGGAAGGCAAGGAAGCUAG